CCUCCCCGCCGGCCCGGCGGCCGCGGCCUCUCCGGCCAUCACGUGGGUCCCCGGAAGACACGCAGGAGGAGGAAGCGCGGGGGCGUGCGGGUCCGCCUGUGCAGCGGGAGCCGCCCGCAUGGAGCCCAACGUGCACUUCUGGAUGACCCAAUGCCAAUCCUUUUUUCAGAGAUGUCUUCAGUGGACAGAAUUACUGGAUCCUACAAAUUUGUUCAUUUCCAUUAGCAAAAUAGAGAAGUCCAGGCAACUAUUGUUAACAAAUGAAGAUGGGUCUAUUCAUGACUUGCAGGACAAAAGGAUCCAAGAAGCUUGGAAAAGAAGUCUCGCAACAGUGCAUCCUGACAGCAGCAAACUGAUCCCCAGCUUUUUCCGACCUGCAGCUCUCCUGCCUUUCACGGCGCCCAUGGUAUUUCUGUCGCUGGUGCCAGUGAAAAGCCUAAAGUCUAUCGUUUUACCUCAGUUGUCUUUCUGUACCUACAGUACAGCGUUCAACGUCGUCAAUGGAAACGCAAGUUACAAUCGUCGCCCAUACGAGAGUAUAUUACUAGGGACAGGAGUGAUUGCUUCUACAGCCUUUUUUGGAUUAUUCCUUCGUUUGCUCCUCAUGAAGAGUGCCGUGAAAAACGUUUUCCUAAGGGAAACCUUGCCUGCCGCCAUUCUCACCCAGGUCAGUGCAAUGAAUGUUGCCGCAUCCCGAAGUUUUGAGCCCAUACGAGGGAUUGAGGUCAUGGACAAGGAAGGCAAUGUCGUAGGCUAUUCCAGAAAAGCUGGGACGAAGGCUGUCAGCGAUACCGCAACAUCCAGAGUCGUGCUGUUCGGGACCUCGGCUUUUAUUCCUGAAGUCUUCUCACAUUUUUUUAAAAACAUGGGGAGCCAGGAAGCCCCUGCGAGGAGCAUGUAAGGAGCGUCUUUUCAGGAAGUAGCAGCGUCCUGGGCAGCGUGAACUGUCAACUUCCCACAAUCAGUCCAGCUGGAUGGGUGUGGAGACUUCUGCUCGGUCAGGAUCUUCCUGGACCGCUCUGCUGGCCUCAGAGCUGGGCUCCGGGAAAGCUGGGGCCCUGGAUGCCUAUGUAAUGGCACUGGCUGUCUACUGGGGAGAGAUGGUCCUCGUUUCCCAGUGGGCCUUGGGGUGCCCAGGAGGACCCUGUGUCAUCCCACAACCAUGAUAGUAUCCAUGGCAGAGUGACUUCGGUGGCUGACUCAACCCUUCCUUUUUGCAUCUGAAUGAACCCAGAGCGCAGAAGGGGAAAGUGACUUGUCCGAGAGUGCCCGGUCUGUCUGAAGCAGAGCCCCGAGCGGACUCCAGUACCCCCUGGCUCUGACUGACUCCCAGGAUGGGGUUCUUUGCAUCUUCCCACAUUGUCUCACACUCUCAAAGGUCAGGGCCAGAAUGUCACAUCCGUGUCAGCAGAACCCCAGGCAGAGAGCACAGGCUCUAGGGCCUGACCUCUCACUUUGGAGCUGUGGGAUUUUGGACAAGUGACUUGACAGUGGCUAUAUUCUCUUGUGUAUGUGGGCUGUGGAGCGAUCAAAUGAGCAAAUGCACCUCUAGUCCUUCAUCCUGGGCCUGACACUGGUGAGCAAGACAGUUGGCCACCAGCAGAGCAGAGGGCCAGCCUCUAAAACAAGCCCUGUAACCUUCUCU
Molecule: messenger RNA, 1645 nt
Organism: Myotis myotis
Lineage: Eukaryota; Metazoa; Chordata; Mammalia; Chiroptera; Vespertilionidae
Gene: SFXN4
Product: sideroflexin 4
Exons: 13
Coding region: 119-901 (260 amino acids)
Biological process (GO): monoatomic ion transport; mitochondrial transmembrane transport
Cellular component (GO): mitochondrial inner membrane
Molecular function (GO): monoatomic ion transmembrane transporter activity
Source: RefSeq, a predicted model, not a curated record